CUUAGUAUUAAUACUCAAAUCCAACACUGUACACAGUUAAGAAAAUCUGGAAAACGAAAUAAAAUAAAAUAUACAAUUCAACUAUAGACGUACACGCACAUGAAUUGAUUGAAAAUGGACCCAGAAGAGAAAAAUAACGAUGAGCCCGACCCACUGCCGUUAGUGAAUAGGGAAACAGUUUCGACGCCUGCGAAGACAAUGUCCAAAUUUUAUGCUAAGGAAAGUCUGAUUGGACGUCGAGCACAAACCAUUAGAGUGCCAAAUGAGGAUCAAAGCGGGUCGCUGUUUCGAUUCACGAGCCGCAACGAGCUGGAUACAGAACGACCCAAUUAUGCUAAGGAAUCUCUUUUAAUCUCAGACCAUGACAUCAUGCGUCAUCAACAGGAUGACCACGAUGUGCGCAGUCGGGAGCCGAGCUUUUCAAAAUUCAAGAUACCCUAUGAAAUGAUAUGCGCCCAACGGUAUAAGGAUUCAAGGAAGGCUUACGAGGCACAACUGGAGCAUGAGAUCGAGCAAAAUGUUGAUUUUCAAAGAACUGCAGCCGAUGCCUGUUAUUUUAUGCGCUGCAUAUCGUAUACGACAUUUUGGCCACCAUUGCAUAAUAUGUCCGAGGUGAAACGCGCGAACAAUAAUUUCUUUCAGCUCACCGAAAAGGAGAGAUGGCGCCUGCAGAAUAUUAUGGAUACCGAUUUUACAUGAACGAAAACUCAUUUUGUAUUUUUUUAAGUGCCAGCAAGUACCAAUAAAGAAUGUGCACAAAGGCGAGCAA
Molecule: messenger RNA, 769 nt
Organism: Drosophila montana
Lineage: Eukaryota; Metazoa; Arthropoda; Insecta; Diptera; Drosophilidae
Exons: 3
Coding region: 115-699 (194 amino acids)
Source: RefSeq, a predicted model, not a curated record